Molecule: messenger RNA, 2092 nt
Organism: Medicago truncatula (barrel medic)
Lineage: Eukaryota; Viridiplantae; Streptophyta; Magnoliopsida; Fabales; Fabaceae
Product: transcription termination factor MTERF15, mitochondrial
Biological process (GO): regulation of DNA-templated transcription
Molecular function (GO): double-stranded DNA binding
Source: RefSeq, a predicted model, not a curated record
AAAUCGAAUUUCCGUUUAUAUGGUGAAAGCCAAACACGGUUGUUCUGGGCACCGUUGAGGCGUUGAAGCUUUUUCCAAUGUUCAAAGUUUUUCUCUUCCGCAAUGCCUUUGCCAUAUCAACAACCUCAUUUUCUAUCAGAUUCCUCACCACUACUAUCACUUCAGAUUCAAACUCAUUCACCGUAUCCUACCUCAUCCACAAAUUUGGAUUCUCACAUGAAUUCGCACUCAAAGCUUCCAAACAGCUUUAUUUCAAAACCUCACAAAAACCUGAUUCAGUUCUCAACUUCUUCAAAAAUCACGGUUUCACCGACUCACAUAUACGCAAUGUCAUCAAAAGGGAACCAUGGCUUCUUUCCUGCGAUACCCAGAAAAGGAUUCUCCCAAAGUUUCAAUUUUUACUCUCCAUAGGUGCUUCUUCCUCUGACAUUGUCCACAUGGUUAGAUGUAACCCUAAGUUCUUGGAAUUAAGCUUGAAGAAUAAUCAAAUUAAGUUUGAAUAUUUUCUAUCCAAAGGUGCUUCUUCAUCUCAUAUUAUUUCAUUGUUAACUUCAAACCCUCAAAUUUUACAAAGUAGCCUGGACAAACGAAUAAUCCCUCUUUUUGAAUUGUUAAGAAUGUUCUUUAAAACUAACAAGGAUACAAUUGUUUGCUUAAUUCGACAUUCGAAAUGGGUUGCUAGUUAUCCCCAUCACCUUAUUGUGGCUAAUAUUAAUCUGAUGUCUGAUUUUGGCGUGUCUCAUUCUGUCAUUGCUAGAUUGCUUCAAAUUAAACCAUCUAUAUUUUGUUCAAAGGAUUUGAUUAAGUCAUUGGAGGAAGUUAAAGGUUUAGGGUUUCAUCCCCCAAUCACUACUUUUGGGGCUGCUUUGAUAGCCAAGAAAGGUAUGAGUAAAAAACUUUGGGAUGAGAAAGUUGAUGUCUUUAAGAAAUGGGGUUGGUCUGAUGAAGAUGUUAUUCGAGCAUUUAGAGGUCGUCCUGACUUGUUGUUGACUUCAAUUGAUAAGAUUAAUUUGGUGAUGAGUUUUUGGGUCAAUCAAUUGGGUUGGGAUUCCUUGGCACUUGCUAAAAGGCCACAUAUUUUUAGUUAUAGUUUGGAGAAAAGGAUCAUUCCAAGGGCCUCAGUUUUGCAAUAUCUUGUGAUGAAAGGUUUGAGGAAAAAGAAUGCAAGCUUAGUUGCACCAUUUGAUUAUUCUGGGAAAAUGUUCUUGAGCAAGUUUGUUUUUAGCUUUAAGGAAGAGUCUGAUUAUCUAUUAAAGCUGUAUGAAGAAAUGAAACACGCAUACACAAUGGAAAACAAUGGCAUGCCAUUCACAAAUUAGGAAUUCAAUUGGUCUCCACCUGUCCAGCUGAGACAAUUACUCUCACCAGGAACCUUUAUUGUCAACCAGUCCCCAAAGAUGCAAACACAACUCAUCCUAGCACUGCUGCAAUGAAGAGUUUAAGCAUAUUCAAAACUGCGUGGGGGGAUUUAGUUGAUGAAGAGACAUCUAUGAGUGACGAGCAAGAGCAGAAUCUUGAAGGAGAUUUUGAUGAGGGGAGUUCAUUCACUCCUUUUAUGUCCAGAAGGAAGAAAAAAUAUAAUAAGAAGCAUGCUAAUAAGCCAAGUGAUAAAGGUGUUCAAAGCACAAGCAGUGAUCAUAUACAAACUCGUUCCAAAAAGGGUGUGAUCAAAAGCAAUCCCAAAUAUAUGUGACUUUCAAGUUGACAGUUUUGUUUUUCUUAUGUUUUGCUAGUUCUGUUGCUGGACAGGUUUGUAGAUAAGCAGUGCCUGUGUUGAAUAACUAGUCUUUUCUGGUAGCUUUCAGUGGUGGUGGACUUUUUACCACCUUUGGUAGUUUUGAUCCUUUCUCCUUUGAAGUGGUAGACUUCAUAGGAGGAUUCAUGUUCUUUUUGGUUUUUUCUGGUUUUAUUGGGUCUUUGGCUUGGUCCCCCCCAAUUUUAUACUUGUCUCUUUCUUUUAUUGCCUUUAUAGAAAAAUAAAAAAAAAUCUCUGUCUUUAUUAAUGAUGAUAAUUUGGUUCCUUGAAGGACUGUAUUGAUUUAACUGUUGGAAGAAUUGUAUUGAUUUUUAGAAUGACCUUUAGUUUCUCUCA